CCAACCCUUACAGGGGAACCACAGAAUGCUAUAAGAAAACCUAUACACCACUUGUGAAUCCUUCUGUAUUAGGAUUGAAAAAGUCAGUGAAUGAAAUUAAGAUGAGAAAAAUACUAAUUUUAACUUUCUUGAUAUUACUCUCUUUUUCAGUUGUGGUUUUAAGUUUAUAUCAUGUUCUUACUGGAAAAGGUGAGAGGAUCAGUGUGGGUUGGUUCUUGGAAAACACAUCACCACAUAUGUGGGCCGCUAUUGGAAUUGGAUUAUCGGUAGCUUUAUCAGUUGUUGGUGCUGCUGUUGGAAUUCACACGACCGGUGUGAGCAUCAUUGGAGGUGGUGUAAAAGCUCCAAGAAUAAAAACAAAAAACUUGAUUUCGGUUAUUUUUUGUGAAGCUGUGGCUAUUUAUGGCCUAAUUAUAGCUAUAGUACUGUCUGGAUAUUUAGAGGAUUUCACUUAUGACAUAGUUAUAAAUAAUGAAAUUCUGAGAACUCGUAAUUGGAUGUCAGGUUACCUUAUGUUUGGGGCUGGAGCUUCUGUUGGAUUGGUAAAUUUGUUCUGUGGAAUGGCUGUUGGUAUAACUGGAUCUGGAGCUGCUUUAGCAGAUGCAGCAGAUUCUUCAUUAUUCGUUAAAAUUCUUAUAAUUGAAAUCUUUGGAAGUGCUAUUGGUUUAUUCGGAUUAAUUGUUGGAAUAUAUAUGGUGUCCAAGGUAUCUAUGGGUAACAAGCUAUAUUGAAAAAAUAGGAGGAAAAGUAAUAAGAGCAAAUAGUUAGCUGUAAUGUGAGUUGAUUCCAAUUUGUUUUUCAUGCGAACAAAAACACUUUUAUGUCAAUCUGUGAUCUCCACUUUAUGUUCACAAGUGGAUAAUUUGCAAUAAUAGUUUUUUGAAGUGAAAUUGUUGAUUAAUCUUGUAACGAAUAUUACAUUUUUUACAAAUAACGCGAACUAUCGAUGAUCUUCCAAUCUUGCACAUAUCUAAAUUCUGCAUAUCUUGAUUGUUUGGAACAUACUAACCCUUGAAAAUUAAAUCUAAACGAACCUUCUAAUAACUCAUGUUUGUUUCGUCACUGCAUUAUUUAGUACAAAUUAGGUAAUUUGAAUGUUGUAAAUAGGUAAUUAGUUCCAUACAGAUGAAUUAUAUUAAUUAGAUUUUUAUUUAUAUUAUAGAAAUUACAAAUUAAAGUUCUCUCUUUAGCUUUAAA
This is a messenger RNA of Harmonia axyridis, 1197 nucleotides long. RefSeq names its product V-type proton ATPase 21 kDa proteolipid subunit-like. Gene Ontology annotation, molecular function: proton-transporting ATPase activity, rotational mechanism. Gene Ontology annotation, biological process: proton transmembrane transport. Lineage: Eukaryota; Metazoa; Arthropoda; Insecta; Coleoptera; Coccinellidae. The coding region runs from base 102 to 731 and encodes 209 amino acids. The transcript has 6 exons. The record is from RefSeq and is a predicted model, not a curated record. Gene Ontology annotation, cellular component: proton-transporting V-type ATPase, V0 domain.